Molecule: messenger RNA, 4229 nt
Organism: Morone saxatilis (striped sea-bass)
Lineage: Eukaryota; Metazoa; Chordata; Actinopteri; Moronidae
Gene: kcnv1
Product: potassium voltage-gated channel modifier subfamily V member 1
Exons: 3
Coding region: 1-1494 (497 amino acids)
Biological process (GO): potassium ion transmembrane transport; protein homooligomerization
Cellular component (GO): voltage-gated potassium channel complex; membrane
Molecular function (GO): protein binding; voltage-gated potassium channel activity
Source: RefSeq, a predicted model, not a curated record
AUGAGCCUCCACUCCAGAUCAGUGGCAGGGGUGGAGGUCUACAGUGACAGCGCCUCCCCGGUGUCUCUGAACUCCAGCGUUUUCUUCAGCGAGUCGACGACGUCUUGCCUCAGAGACCCGCUCGACUUCUUCAUCAUCAACGUCGGAGGAAGUCGCUACGUGUUGUCGCAAGAGCUGCUGGCAUCCUACCCGGAGACCCGGCUGGGGAAACUAGCCUGUUGCGGCCGAGACUCGGCACUGGAGCUCUGCGACGACGCCGACUUCCUGGAAAACGAGUUCUUCUUCGACCGAAACUCACAGACCUUCCAGUACGUGAUGAACUACUACCGGACGGGUCACCUGCACGUGAGGGAGGAGCUGUGUGAGAUCUCCUUCCUGCAGGAGAUCGAGUACUGGGGCAUCGACGAGCUCCGCAUCAACCCCUGCUGCCGUGAGCGUUACUACCGCCGCAAGGAGCAGAAAGAGACCCUCGACGUACAGCGAGACUUUGAGCCCGAGGACGACGACGAGAACUUUGUGGGUGCCGCCUGCCCGACUCUCCGUCGCCACCUGUGGGACUUCCUGGAGAAACCCGAAUCUUCGCGCGCUGCUCGCACCUUCGGCUCGCUCUCAAUCUUCUUCGUGGUGUUGUCAGUCAUCAACAUGGUGCUCAUCUCUCUGGACUUUGGGGAAGAUUUUGGUGUUAGCGACAUUGGUAUCGACCCACCGCUGCUGUUCGAUGCCCUCGAGUACGUGUGCGUGGUGUGGUUCACCGGUGAGCUGGUACUUCGGUUUCUCUGCGUAAGGGAUAAGUGCCGCUUCAGUCGAAGUAUUCCCAAUGUGAUUGACCUGCUGGCCAUCCUGCCGUUCUACGUGACGCUGGCGGUGGAAAGCCUCCAUGGAGGCAGCACAGAGCUGGAGAACAUGGGCCGUGUGGUGCAGGUCCUCCGACUCCUGAGGUCGCUCCGUAUGUUGAAGCUGGGACGACACUCGACAGGUCUGAAGUCUCUGGGUAUGACCAUCGCUCAGUGCUACGAGGAGGUUGGCCUUCUGCUCCUCUUCCUCGGUGUCGGUAUCUCCAUCUUCGCCACCGUGGUCUUUACUCUGGAAUACGACCUUCCCGCCACCACCUUCACCAGCGUGCCGGCUGCCUGGUGGUGGGCGACCACCUCCAUGACCACGGUCGGCUACGGAGACAUCCGGCCCGACACCACUGUGGGGAAGGUGCUGGCCUUCCUCUGCAUCCUGUCCGGGAUCCUGAUCCUGGCGCUCCCCAUCGCCAUCAUCAACGAGCGCUUCUCCGCCUGCUACUUCACCCUAAAGAUGAAGGAGGCUGCGAUGCGGCACGGCGAGAUGCUGAAGAGGCUGGCCCGCGGCUCUGUGGGUGGGGCGAGCGUCAGCGGAGGUGUGAACCUGAGGGACGCCUACGCCCGGAGCGUCCUGGAGAUGUUGAGGCUGCACGGGCGAGAGAGGGUGAGCACCCGGAGCAGCGGAGGAGAGGAACUGUGGUGGUAGAACCAGGAGAGCGGUCGUCACCCAGGAACUGUGCUGUUAAGGGAUAACAAACACCAUCCGGAAUAAAGCCGCAACUUUUAGUCAAUUAGCUGAUAAGUGGAUUGAUAGAAAAUCAAUGAGGACCUAUUACUUUUACUUACUUCACUUUACUUGACUUGGCAUGAUUCACUCUUCACAAACAUUCUUAUUUAUCUACUUACGAUACUACUAGAUACUGACUUCAUGCAGCCCCUCAGUUCAUCCUCUAUCUGUUCAUCCUACUGAACAAAAUAUACCAGAAUAUCCGGAAACAUCAGCGUGAUAAGAACGACCCAAAAUGACAAGAACCGUCUUUGGGAAAGAAUUAUUUGACUUUUUUUUUUAUUUGUCCCAUAUAACAUGGAUAUCCUGUAGCCAGUCACCAGAUAACUGUCAUGUUGUCCAUAUUUAUAUGUGUCGAUGGUCUGAGACAAGUCACUUAAUUAACCCGUUUAGCUACAUUAGCAGAAACUAAAGCUAUAUGUCCGUCAGUAAACUCCAGAAGUCACCGUGUUCAAAAAGAGAUGUUUAUAGAACAGAGUGUUUAAAUUUAGACGUGGAUGUACUGUGCCUCGAUGCAUUAGGUCAUCCAGUUUAUAUGAUAGCAGUAUCUUAAAACAGAGUCAGCUACAGCCUCUCAGGUGGGACGGCCAAUCAGAUUUCAGUGCAACAACACAGGAACUCAGGAUCUGACGUUCACUGUGAGUAUUCGGCUACCAGGAUGCUAUAAGACAUUAAAGAUCUCACUGUUUUCUGAUGUUUCAUAGACUGCAAAUAAUCAGCAGAUUAAUCGAUAAUAAAAUAAUAAUAAAUAAUAAUAAAAAGCUCUGACUUUGGGUUUUGUACACUAGAAAUAAGAUGCAGGACUCAGAGCCGUUCUCUGUCUGCUCUCAGAGGUCCUGCUCGGUGCUCAAAUGUAGGUCAACUCUCAGAAAGUUGAAAUAUUCAGAAGGAAAUCUGUGAAACAUUCCUGUCGUGUUUCCCUGUGGUUGCGUCUCAUCUGCUGUGGACUGAUAACGUGUAUUUUGACAGUAUCGUCUCUAUUCAGUUUUACUCAUUUAAGUUACUUUUAUUAGAUAAAUUCUGUUUUAAAAAAGUUUGGAGAAACGCUGCAUAUGAAAGUAACUUCAAUUAACUGAAUAAAAUUAGUAUAAUUAACUUAGCAAUAAAUGAAAGAGUUACUACUUACUACACUCAAAUAUCUUUCAUGCUUCAACUGUCUGAGUGAAUAAACUUAAAGGCAAUCGGUUUGAGUUGAACUAACUCAUCAGAAAUGUGUUCUCGUUCCCCCAGUGUGAUGUUUGAUGUCAGAGUUUGACACUCGGAGGAAAGUUUCUCUGCACUCAUCUGAGUUUAUGAUUUUAUUUUAAUUUGGUUCAAGCACUCUGAGAUGUUUUCCGCCACAACAACUCUCGAUUCAGUGGGAAAAAAAACUAUUUCUGUGUUCCCAUCCAUACAAAACAUUAUCUCUGUGCACCACCUUGGAUAAAACCCUUCUCCGAGAGCACACAUGCAUUAGUAAGUGUUGUACAAGUCAGUAUAAAACCCUACAGGCUGUGUUUUUUUUGUCACGCUACCUUGGUGCUUCUGCUCUCUUGUGUAGUUUCUGUUCUCAUUCUGUGAAUCAGUCAUGCAAUAAAGGACAUUCUCUGUGGGUCACAGUGGUCUUUUCAAAUAUCACAGUGAUGGCCCGAAGGCCUGAAUAAAAACACUGAGCUGCUGCCAGGAUGUUUUCUGCUUUCUAACAGUCUUGUUUUUAGAUUAGCUGCUGUAUGUAUCAGCUAGGUUUUUUAUUUCCCAAGGAAAUCAAAUUCAAAAGCUGAUCCUGAGUCUGUUGUUGUGUCAGUGGUUGGCUUGUUUUUAUCACUCAGGAGAACAUUGUACAAUCGUUCCAGGAUUUCACAGAAGUUUUUAGGCAUUUUUUGCAAAGAAAUUGCAGCAAAUUGCAAACAAUUGUUGCGUGUUGUGAUUUAAAAACAUUAAACAUUUUUAUAAAAAAUCAAAGGCUGGGAUGCACGAGAGCCCAGAGCGGACAAACCCUGGCUGCAGAUAAAGUUGGAGUUUUGUGGCCACCGUAGUUUCUUCUCCUCGUUCUCACUCCAAGGACGCCAGCAGUGUUCACUUAGUUGCAAUCUGUAACUUCACCAUCAGAUGCCACUAAAUCCUAGACACUGUCCUUUAAAAGGGAAACUACAUGUAUAUAUAUGUACAACCUAGAUAACAACCUUCCUAUGUUUCUUCAUGUUGUUGUGUCUAAGAGACAAAUGUGGACAACAGUUUUUGAAAUGAGUCCAGUUCUAAACGAGAACGAACGUAAUCCUCCGAGCCAAUUGUGCAACGUAUGUCCACUGAGAUGUUCUGUUGGUUUCAGAACGUAAGAUGAUCAGCAAACUGUCAGCUGUGUGUGUGUCAGCAGAGGUGAGACAGUCUCACCUGUUUUAAGCCUCGUUUGCAUCCAUUUGUUUCACAGUUUGAACAGACACCUCUCGUGUCAGUCUGAGGAGGAAAGGUUGCAAAGAAAUCAGUGACAGCGUCCAGCCGACGGCAUUUCAUUAGUGUGUGUGUGUGUGUGUGUCAGUAAUUAUAUAACACAACCUUUCCACACACCCUUUUUAAGCCCUGACACGUUCUCUCCAUCUCUGCCUUGCACUGAAUGCAUCAUUUACACUUUUUAUUUUACACUUCUAUUUUUAAGCGUUCAGCUGAUUCUCGCAGGU